CCCUUUUUGCGGGCAUCCCUGUCUCCAGUCUGGUCCCGAUCUGCUCUUCGCUUUCCGUAGGGUCACCUCCCCUUCGUCCCCCGCCUAUGGGCUAGAUAGGGAAACUGAGGCUCCAGCGGGGUGGGGCUUCCCGAGGUCGCCAGUCCCCUCCCUCCUGCCUCCCAGCGAGCCCUUGGCGUUCCACUCGCGGUGUCAGCCUCCGCCUCCGAGCCUCAGUUGUCUUCUCUGUGAAGUGGGAAUGCCGGUGAAUCCUGCCGCUGGCGUGGAUGGGAGGUUCCUCAUCAAGGGAAGUGUGGCUGGGGGCGCCGUCUACCUGGUGUACGACCAGGAGCUGCUGGGGCCCAGCGACAAGAGCCAGGCAGCCCUACAGAAGGCUGGAGAGGUGGUCCCCCCCGCCGUGUACCAGUUCAGCCAGUACGUGUGUCAGCAGACGGGCCUGCAGAUACCCCAGCUCCCAGCCCCUCCAAAGAUUUACUUUCCCGUCCGUGACUCCUGGAAUGCAGGGACGGGUCGCAAGAAAGGCGAGCACAGGACCGAGUUCCGGCUGAGGAGCCUCAGGGCUGAAGGGACCCUAGAGCGUCAACCAGGGCUCCGCCGUCUUCCUGUCUGCUGGACGUUGCUUCCUCCUCACUUUCCACUAGUGAGGCCUACAAAAUGUGGGAGGCACCCGCUUCACAGUUUGAGGUAUGUCCCAAGUCUGGUCCGGCUUCCUGGAUUAGGACAGGUGCCGGAUCCCAGGUGCCGUGGCUCCAGCCUGCUAUUGGUACGUGGAGGGUUGGUGUUGAGCUUGUCCCUUCCGGCCGACGCAGAGGCCAGCCCUGGGCUGGUCAGAGCCCCUAUCCUGGCACAAGGGGGCCGCGCCCGCGCACAAGCACACCGCAGGCCUGAGAUGCUGCUGAGGACCUUCAGCCUUCACUGCUUCCACCCCCGACUCUGCUGUGAAAAUAGUUUGUCCUCUGAGUAAAAAGGUAAUGCGGAAGCAUCCACACGAUGAUGGUGACUGAGCUCUGGCAAGUCAGCGUGGAGAGUGGCAGCUGGAAAUCUUCACAGGCUUGGUUUGAGUGUGAUCCGUGGGGGAAGCAUCUGCCAGUGUCCAUCAACAGGGUGUGAGACUCCCACACCCUGACAGGGAUGUCACCCAGCACCAAAGAGCAGAGCAGCCCCGUCUGUGCUAACAUUAAAGGAGCGGACAGCUCGCUGACCUGAGAAGCCAGGCAAAACCUGCACCGCACAGGCCCAUUAUGCGAAAAUCAUCGUCUCACUGGAAAGCCUCUUCCACACCCGGAUGCCUUCCUGGAGGUUUUCUAUCACAUGCGUUUCAUACAUACUUAGAAAUUAACAGAGUUGGCCAGGCACGGUGGCUCAUGCCUGUAAUCCCACCACUUUGAGAGGUCGAGGUGGGCAGGUCACGAGGGUCAGGAGUUCAAGACCAGCCUGACCAAUAUGACAAAACCCCCACUCUACUAAAAAUACAAAAAUUAGCUGGGCGUGGUGGCAGGUGCCUGUAGUCCCAGCUACUCAGGAGGCCGAGGCAGGAGAAUCACUUGAACCCGGGAGGUGGAGUUUGCAGUAAGCCGCGAUUGUGCCAACACUCCAGGCUUGGGUGGCAGAGCGAGACUCCAUCUCCAAAAAAAAAAAAAAAAAAGAAGAAAAAUAAUAAAAGGAACAGUCAGUGUAUAUCAAUACAACUAAAAGACACUAAGUAUAAUUUCAUUUCAUUUAAAGAGGCAGAAAUAAA
This is a messenger RNA of Chlorocebus sabaeus (green monkey), 1738 nucleotides long. NCBI's taxonomy places the organism in Eukaryota, Metazoa, Chordata, Mammalia, Primates, Cercopithecidae. The record is from RefSeq and is a predicted model, not a curated record.